Toxotes jaculatrix (banded archerfish) is the source of this 3132-nucleotide messenger RNA. RefSeq names its product delta-like protein 4. The transcript is spliced from 11 exons. Lineage: Eukaryota; Metazoa; Chordata; Actinopteri; Toxotidae. Gene Ontology annotation, cellular component: plasma membrane; protein-containing complex. The coding region runs from base 461 to 2527 and encodes 688 amino acids. The record is from RefSeq and is a predicted model, not a curated record. Gene Ontology annotation, molecular function: calcium ion binding. Gene Ontology annotation, biological process: cell communication; multicellular organism development; establishment or maintenance of epithelial cell apical/basal polarity.
UUUGCUGACUGACAGUGUCUGUAAUGACACUACACUGCGGUAUAUAAACUGGGAGGGACGUCAAACAUCCUUCACUGGGAGUCACUAUGCGCUGAUGCUCCACCACAUGCUCGCAUCACCGUUGGCAGCACAAGGCUCGCAUCAGCACAGCAAACUCCAACCACAUCUGACCGGCACGAUGGAUGGGCAACAUAAAGACCGCAGAAUGACUCACUUGUGGAUAUUGACGUUACUGAUAUUUGUCUAACCUCUAGCACUGGAUAACUCGGUCUUUUCCAACUUCCUCUGGAUACGGAUUGUGGAGCUGGAUCUUGUCCUGCGGGCUUUUGAAGGAUUAUAUUUAUUCUUUCUAUCACUUUAUUUGUCAUCACCCCGUUUUUCGCCAUCACCACUUGGAAUAGGAGCGUUUUGUGGGAGGACAAACUGAUUUUUCAAGGAUACGCACAUCAAACUCUAAAGGAUGGCCGUUUGGUUCACCUCUGUCCUCUCAAUAGUUAUAUUAUUAUUUACUCAGGUUCUGGGAUCAGGUGUGUUCGAGCUCGAUCUCCAUCACUUUCAGAAUACUCGAGGUUUGCUGGCAAAUGGACUUAGUUGCAGCAUGACCGGCUGCAGGACUUACUUCAGGGUUUGUUUGAAGAACUUCCAGACGGUGGUGUCUCCUGGAGACUGUAUAUUUGGCAAAGUCACCACACCUGUUCUGGGCACCGACUCCUUCAGCAUCCAGCAGGACGCCAGGCUGCGUCUGCCGCUCAACUUCACCUGGCCGGGUGCCUUCUCAUUAGUUAUUGAAGCCUGGUAUUCUCCUGCAGCGGACCCACCUGGAGACACCACCAACCCUGAUUUCUUGAUUGGCUCUUUUGCCAUCCAAAGACAGUUGGGAAAAGGGCAUGAGUGGUCCCAGGGUGUGCAGAACGGGACGCAGACGGAGCUAAGGUACUCAUACCGGUUCAUCUGCAAUGAAAAUUACUACGGGGACACUUGUUCCAAAAUAUGCGCUCCGAGAGACGACCGUUUUGGCCACUACACCUGCAAGCCUGACGGGCAAAUAGCCUGUCUACCGGGAUGGAAGGGAGAAUACUGCCAAGAACCAAUCUGUCUUGAUGGCUGCAAUGAAAAGAAUGGAAACUGCACGUUACCUGGAGAGUGCAAAUGCAGAGAGGGUUGGCAGGGACUCUUUUGUGAUGUGUGUAAACUCCAUCCCUCCUGUAAACAUGGUACCUGUAAAGAGCAGUGGCAGUGCACCUGCAAAGAAGGCUGGGGAGGCAUCUUUUGUGACCAAGAUCUGAACUACUGCACCCAUCACAAACCCUGUGCCAACGGGGCCACAUGUAUGAACACAGGCCAUGGCAGCUACACUUGCACCUGCCUGCCAGGCUUCACCGGGGUUAACUGUGACUCAGAGGUCAGGGAGUGUGACAGCCAGCCCUGUCACAACGGAGGCCAGUGCCUGGACUCUGAGCAUGGCUAUAGGUGUGUAUGCCCAGGGGGGUUUGAAGGGACACACUGUGAACACAAGAUGCUGACCUGCGCAGAUACACCCUGCUUCCACAGUGGCAAGUGCAGAGAGCGGGAUAAUGGGAACAGUUACAUAUGUGAGUGUCCAGCAGGAUACACUGGACUCAACUGUGAGAAAAAAGUGGAUAAAUGUACCUCACUGCAGUGUACCAACGGUGGACAUUGUAUGAUGCAUGAUGGCCACCGAUUUUGCAGCUGUCGCUCCGGCUUCACAGGACCACGCUGUGAGAUCAAUGUCAACGAGUGUGCCGGGAACCCCUGUGCAAACGGCUCCACCUGCAUAGACGGCAUCAACGACUACACCUGCACCUGCCCCUCAGGGUUCACAGGCCGCCACUGUGACAAGCCUACAGACCGCUGUGCCUCUCAACCCUGCCUGAAUGGAGGGACCUGCACCAUUGGAGCCAAAGGCCAGACUACCUGUAUCUGCCCUGCCCAUUACAGUGGACCCCAGUGCCAGUCCAGCGAUGUGCCUAAUGCCAACACCCUUGACCACAACAUGGAUAAGGAGUCUAGUGACAAGCUGAGCUUGGCAGCCAUCAUCCUGGGAGUCGUCCUUGUGGCUGUUCUGGUGCUUUUCUGCAUGGUGGUGGUGGUAAUCUGUCAUGUCAAGAAACAGAGAGACAAGGAGCAGGACUCAGAGACUAUGAACAACCUCUCCAAGGUUGACUUUCAGAAAGAGAACCUCAUCUCUACUCUAGAGCUCAAGAAUACCAAUAAAAAGAUUGAUUUGGAGGUGGACUGUCCCAGGGAAAAGUUUAAUCACAAACACAUCAACCAUUACCACCUGGACUAUAAAGCCUCCACCGGGUACAAGGACGAACUGUCCCUUCUGGACAAAGAUGAAAACUGUGAAAAGACAAGAGAAGACAAAAAGCAUUUGAGUAGAAUGUACAGUGAAAGGCCGGAGUGUAGAGUAUCAACAGUGUGUUCUUCCGGAGAUUCAAUGUACCAGUCUGUCUUUGUAAUAGCAGAGGAGAAAAAUGAGUGCAUCAUUGCAACUGAGGUAUAAUACAUGGAAGAUAUUAUUCAUUGUCAAUAUUUGGAUUUUUUUUUUUUUGGACUGUUUACAAGUGUGGAGAGACUGGGAUUUAUUUAAAUGAAAGUUGCUGCUCUUGAAAACUUGAUAACUGGAUGGAGCCGGUGUGCUCAUCGAAUGCAAUAGGACUAAAGCUACUAAACUUUGAGAGAAUGUAAAGACUGAAACAAAAAGACCGCAGGAAAUAAUGAGCAAAUCUGACUCGUGAAUGCGCCUUUGACAUUUUUGACUCAGACCCUUGUCUGCUCCGUCCAAGUUCAUCCAAGGGCAAUAGGCUGAGAUGUUUAUGCCUUGUUUAUGCCUGCGUGUUGAUUAGAAGAAGAGGACUAUCUUUAUGUACUCCUCUCCACCUUAUUGCAGUAAUCAGCAAUCAAACAAAUCAACUUACUGCCAACAAUCCUGUGGAAGGAGCUAGCCUUUUCCGUUUUUCUGUGGCCUGCAAUGUGCUAUGCAAGAAAAAAAAAAAGAAAGAAAAAAAUCAGCAUUGUGUUAAAUCAAAAAGGGACAAAAACUACUGAAAACGGUUCAUUUUUGAAGGAUAAUAAGGUUAUCAUUUUUGUAAAUCGAAUCCUUUUUUU